AAUUGGCAAUACUGCAAGAUUUAUGACAGCACGCAAAUUGACAUUUAUUAUUGUUGUUGUUACUCCGUAAUCGGCAGCGGCUGCCAUUGCAUUCAAAUUGGUGCUACGUAGAAAACACAGUUUCUUUGCAAACGUAAACAAAAAUGUUUCGCAAAUGUUUUGCCAGUGAUGAUCAAUACGAUGAGAGUUUCAAUGAUAGUUUCGAGACUCUGGAAAAGAUGUGCGACAAAACAGCAUCUGAUCCAGAUAGCACACUGCACAAAUAUUUAUAUGGUGAUCUAAAAGACGGGGAAGUGCAAGAUGGUAUGAAUAAACCUGAUGAACGUAACUUGGUUUCGAAUUUGCAGAAAAUGCAUAUUGAUCAAACAAAAGAAUUUAAGAAUAUAUCUUGCGGUGAUAUGACACAACUAGAUGAUAUUGAGCCUCCAACACGUUUGUGGGAAAAUACCUUUUUAGAUUUAGUAGAACCAGAAAUAUCACCAGUCAAAAUGGUCGGUUUAAUGCGUCCGUCCACUAUCAUGGAAGAGAAUAAUGAGUCCGAAGUGUCACGCAUAAGUUAUCACACAGCUAAAAAAGAUUCCAGCAGUGAAAUAACCACUAGUUCCUAUAGUACAGCAUACGAUUAUUGCAAUCUUUUUAAGUAUGACUUGCCAGAUAAAGCAAAACAAGCUUUUGUCGGAGCAGAUGUUGGAGAUACUCAUUCAAACAAUAGUGAUUUGAUAUGUUUAUCACCAGAUAAUAAAAAUGAAAAUAUGUUAAAAAUAACAUCGGGCAGUAAAAAUGCAGAUAUUUCAAAAUUGUGCUUUGAUGUGGAUGACAAAAAUAUUACCCACAUUGAUUUGGAAUGUGAUGAUUCCAUAAUUGAUUUAGUUUCGGAUGAGGACAAUACAUAUGAUCAGGAUGAAAUAGAAGAAAUGAUUAAAUCUACUAUGUCUUUGAAUGCUAUCAAACAAGAAACUGAGUCCAGUCGACAAUCUAAAAAUGAAAUUGAUGUUAGUAAACAGUCAUUGAAUUUUGACGACACAAUGGAAGAGGUUGAUUAUCUAAUUAAUAAGUACAUGGCUCAAACAAAUGCUAAAAUUGCUAACAAUGCAAUUAAAAUGAAAGAAGCAGAAGCAGAAGCAGCAAAAGUUACUGAAACAAUUGAUUUAGUCCAUGAAGAAAAAACUCCAGGAAAAGUAUUUGAAGAACCUUUAGGAACAACUAAACGUUUAUAUGAACGCGGUGAGAAUAAGGAGAAUCGUUAUGCUUUCAACAUGAAUAUGCCUAAACUUGAUUUAUUUCAAAAUAUAAAAACACCAGUAAAGAAAACUAACAAUGAAUUCAAUAAUGUUGUCAGUCCAAUUAGAGCGUACAUUCACAAAACUUCAACCACACCACUCAUGACCAGAUUUAAGCCUAUUAGCACAACAUCAAACAUCAAUGAUUCGCCUGUUUUCAAGAAAUUGGAUUUCAUGUCACAUAAUGUUGGUAAAAUGUCGACCUACGAUGAGAGAGAUCUAAUACCAAAUGUACCAACAAAAUUACCGAAAAAGGCAUAUAUAUCUUCCGAAUGUAAAAAUUUUUUUGAUGAGCGACAACCAGUCAAAAUACCCGGUGGACCAAAGAUCCAUAAAUUCUUAGAUUCCGCUACGUUACCAGCUGUUGUUCGGCAUGAGGGUAAAACUAAAAUUCCACCUGGUUUGUUGGAUGCAUUUCCAAAAGAUGCAAAGAAGGAAGUUCCACAUCAAAAUGAUUCUACUUUAGUCGGUCUGGAGGUUCAAGAAGGUGAAAUGUCCGUUUACACAAUUAAAGAUGCUCAACAAUUUAAAUAAUUAAUUUUUAUUAUUUCAAUAACAUUUUCAAAUUCCUUAUUUUAAUUUUAAUUCG
Molecule: messenger RNA, 1869 nt
Organism: Teleopsis dalmanni
Lineage: Eukaryota; Metazoa; Arthropoda; Insecta; Diptera; Diopsidae
Exons: 5
Coding region: 144-1814 (556 amino acids)
Source: RefSeq, a predicted model, not a curated record